GGUGAGGCAGCAGGCCCCGGAGCUUCCCGCUGUGGGUGGUUCCUCAGCACUGCGUACCAGCCAGAAGACUGGGAGGACUGGUGAGAGCGGAGCCCCGGGAAGACACGCGCCAUGUCUCUGAGCAGCGCUUUCCAGGCGGUGGGCAACGACCCUGGGAUCAUCACCUGGAGGAUAGAGAGGAUGGAGCUGGCGCUGGUGCCCCUGAGUGCCCACGGCAGCUUCUACGAGGGAGACUGCUACGUCAUCCUCUCGACCCGCAGAGCGGGCAGCCUCCUCUCCCAGGACAUCCACUUCUGGCUGGGGCAGCACUCCUCCCAGGACGAGCAGAGCUGUGCAGCCGUCUACACCACGCAGCUGGACGACUACCUGGGGGGCAGCCCCGUGCAGCACCGGGAGGUCCAGUACCACGAGUCCGACACCUUCCGUGGCUACUUCAAGCAGGGCAUCAUCUACAAGAAGGGGGGUGUGGCCUCCGGGAUGAAGCACGUGGAGACCAACACCUACGAGGACGUGAAGCGGCUGCUGCACGUGAAGGGGAAGAGAAACAUCAGGGCCACCGAGGUGGAAAUGAGCUGGGACAGUUUUAACCGAGGGGAUGUCUUCUUGCUGGACCUGGGGAAGGCCAUCAUCCAGUGGAACGGCCCGGAGAGCAGCAGCAGGGCGCGCCUGCAGGCUACGCUUCUGGCAAAGGACAUUCGGGACAGGGAGCGAGGGGGCCGUGCUGAAAUAGGCGUGAUCGAGGGCAAUGAGGAGGCGGCCAGCCCAGAGCUGAUGCAGGUCCUUCAGGGCACCCUGGGCCGGCGCUCCAUCCUCAAGCCCGCGGUCCCCGAUGAGAUCACCGAUCAGCAGCAGAAAUCAAAUACCACGCUGUAUCAUGUCUCAGACUCAGAUGGACAGCUGGCAGUCACAGAGGUAGCAGUGAGGCCCCUGGUCCAGGACUUACUGAACCAUGAUGACUGCUACAUCCUGGACCAAAGUGGAACCAAGAUCUAUGUGUGGAAAGGAAGAGACGCCACCAAGGUUGAGAAACAGAUGGCCAUGUCUAAAGCCCUGAGUUUCAUCAGGAUGAAGGGCUACCCCAGCAGCACCAACGUGGAGACGGUCCAUGACGGUGCCGAGUCAGCCAUGUUCAAGCAGCUGUUCCAGAAGUGGUCAGUGAAGGAACAGACCGUGGGUCUGGGGAGGACGUUCAGCGUUGGUAAAAUCGCUAAAGUCUUCCAGGAUAAAUUUGACGUGACCCAGCUGCACACCAAACCAGAGGUAGCGGCCCAGGAAAGAAUGGUUGAUGACGGCAACGGCAAAGCUGAGGUCUGGAGAAUUGAAAACCUGGAGCUGGUCCCCGUGGAGCAGCAGUGGUAUGGCUUCUUUUAUGGGGGAGACUGCUAUCUGGUUCUCUACACGUACGAGAUGCACGGGAAGGCGCAUUACGUCUUGUACAUCUGGCAGGGCCGCCACGCCUCACAGGACGAGCUGGCAGCCUCGGCAUACCUGGCGGUGGCGGUGGACCGGCAGUUUGAUGGGGCCCCCGUGCAGGUUCGGGUUACCAUGGGGAAGGAGCCACGCCACUUCAUGGCCAUCUUCAAAGGAAAGCUGGUUAUCUUUGAGGGUGGGACUUCCAGAAAGGGAAACCCCGAGCCUGAUCCUCCAGUAAGGCUCUUCCAGAUUCAAGGAAAUGACAAGUCCAACACCAAAGCGGUGGAGGUCCCCGCCUUCACCUCCUCCCUCAACUCCAACGAUGUCUUCCUGCUGCGGACCCAGGCGGAGCACUACCUGUGGUAUGGCAAGGGGUCCAGUGGCGAUGAGCGGGCAAUGGCUAAGGAGCUGGCCGGUCUUCUCUGUGAUGGCACCGAGGACACAGUGGCCGAGGGCCAGGAGCCAGCUGAGUUCUGGGACCUGCUGGGAGGGAAAACGCCCUAUGCCAGUGACAGAAGGCUACGAGAGGAAAUCCUAGAUGUCCAGUCCCGUCUCUUUGAAUGUUCCAAUAAGACUGGCCGGUUCAUUGUCACUGAGAUCACAGACUUCACCCAGGAUGACCUGAACCCAGGUGAUGUGAUGCUCCUGGAUACCUGGGACCAGGUGUUCUUGUGGGUCGGGGCCGAGGCCAACGCCACAGAGAAGGAGCGUGCGCUUGCUACCGCCCAGGAAUACCUGCACACCCACCCCAGCGGCCGAGACACUGGCACACCGAUCCUGAUCAUUAAACAGGGGUUCGAGCCUCCAAUCUUCACAGGCUGGUUCUUGGCCUGGGACCCUCACAUCUGCAGCGCAGGGAAAUCAUAUGAACAGUUAAAAGAAGAGCUGGGAGACGCUGCUGCUAUCACGAGAAUCACUGCUGAUAUGAGGGAUACAACCCUCUCCCUGAAUUCUAAGCCAAAAUAUUACCCCAUAGAAGUUCUGUUGAAAAAUCAGAGUCAGGAGUUGCCUGAGGAUGUGAACCCUGCCAAAAAGGAGAAUUACCUCUCCGAACAGGACUUUGUGUCUGUGUUUGGCAUCACAAGAGGGCAAUUUGCUGUUCUGCCUGGCUGGAAACAGCUCCAGAUGAAGAAAGAAAAGGGGCUUUUCUGAGGCAAGACGGCAUCUCCCUAUUGCAAGACCCCAGAAGAGAGCAGACAGUGCCAGUAUCAGGAAAGAAUUCUCUACUGAUUUUUGCCUAACACCCAGCUAUUUAAUGUAGAUCCAGCAGGGUCUGCAAUCUCAGCAUGUUCCCAUCCUUCUCAUCCCUGCCUUCCUUGGCUGUUAUAUAUAUAUAACCUAGAAUGUCAGCUGCCCACUUCUUAAUUUUUGUGGCCUUCUGGCUAAAGCCUAAGCAGAAAACACUAAAACUGCAUGAAUCUGGUGAAGUCAAAAGUAAGAGAAGAAAAAACUAAGUUUAAAGUGUUUAAUAUUGGGGCAAGGGCCUAAGUUUGUUUUAAAUUUUAAGAUCGGUAUUUCCUAUUUAACCCACAAAUCACUGAAGUUAUUCACAUAUAUACCCUGAAGUCAGAAUCUGAAUGCUCAGAUCUGUACGUGCCAGACAUUUUCAAAUUUUCAAAUAAAGAUACCUGUAAGAGCAAA
This is a messenger RNA of Hippopotamus amphibius kiboko, 3054 nucleotides long. RefSeq names its product advillin (gene AVIL). Gene Ontology annotation, molecular function: phosphatidylinositol-4,5-bisphosphate binding; actin filament binding. Gene Ontology annotation, cellular component: actin cytoskeleton; cytoplasm. Gene Ontology annotation, biological process: actin filament severing; actin polymerization or depolymerization; cytoskeleton organization. The record is from RefSeq and is a predicted model, not a curated record. Bases 112 to 2565 code for a protein of 817 amino acids. NCBI's taxonomy places the organism in Eukaryota, Metazoa, Chordata, Mammalia, Artiodactyla, Hippopotamidae. The transcript has 20 exons.